This is a messenger RNA of Camelina sativa (false flax), 3562 nucleotides long. RefSeq lists its product as uncharacterized. The record is from RefSeq and is a predicted model, not a curated record. NCBI's taxonomy places the organism in Eukaryota, Viridiplantae, Streptophyta, Magnoliopsida, Brassicales, Brassicaceae.
UUUUCUCUCUCUCUAGGAAGCCAUUUUUUUCUUCUUUUGCCAAGAAAACAAUCUAAGGUGUGUGUGUGUGUAGAUACUACCCAUCGUUUUAUCAAAUCCAUCUUCAGUAUCUUAUUCUUCUUUUUGUUCAUUCCUGGUUUGAAGUUUUUGGAUUUAGUUAUCCUUGUUCCUACUUCUUGAUCCCUCUCUUUGUUUUUAUUAAUUUCAAGAUCCAAAUCUAGAAAUCUAAGAGAUGGGAGGGGAGGAGUGUGGUUUUAGAUUUGGGUAAGGGUGGAUGAUAAAGAUCUGGUGUUAUGCAGAAGUAUUUGGGAAACGAAGAGGCAAAUAGUAACAGUGGAAGAAUCAAAUGUUCUUAUCCACUGAGAACCCACCAAAUGACCCACUUUUUUCUUCUUCUUCUCAUUUCUUACAACAUCUCACCACUUCUUCCCAUGAGUUAGGUCAAUCCCAUCUCUCCAAUUUCUCCAUCAGAGAUUACGCAUAUAGUAACCGGAAGAACAACAAUAUCAAGAACAACUGGCCAUUCUCUUCAAAAAGUCUCCAUCUUUUUUCAACUCAUGGCGUAACAGAUCCUUUGCCACCGUUUCAGAGAUUCUCCACUGUAAGUAAUCAGUUUGAGACCAAGGCUAGUUCAUCUUCGGGAAAGCAAAUCGCGUCUUAUGUUCAUCAAGGAAGAGGCUUGGCUAAGUUUGGUUUAAAUCAGAGAUUAGCAGAGACUAGUAGUAAUAAACGAGUUUGUAGCCAAUCAAGGAUCAUUGAGAAUGGUUUGUUUCCGAGCACUUCCAAGUCUGAAGUAGAGAUACUAGUAGCUACUACGAGUAACAAGAGCAAUCACCACAGUAAAAAGUGUGGAAGAGGGAUGAUGAAAUCUAAAGAAGAUAGUUGCGGCGGUGGUCUUGUGAUGACUUCUGAAUCAGUAAUGGCUUCAAAGACAUGUCCUAUUUGCAAAACCUUCUCAUCAGCUUCUAAUACCACUUUGAAUGCUCACAUCGAUCAGUGUUUGUCUGUUGACUCAGCAUUGCCACUGGUUGUUAGUAGUAAGCCAAGCAAGCCUAGGAGUAAGCCACCGGUGAAAGUUAAAACGAUGGUUGAUAUCUACGCUUAUGCGAAAGAAGACACAUUAGAAGAUCUUGAUAAAAGAAAUGGAACAAAGUGGGUCUCUAUUUUGAGUUAUACAAAUAGAGUUGUUGGUGAUAAGUCUCAAGUGUCUAAGAAGCGGAAAGUUUCGCCUGUUGGCGUUGGACCUGUUUAUAUUGAUGCUAAGGGUCAAAAAUUGCGGAUCUUAUCAGAGUUCAGUGAGAAGAAGACUUGUACAACUCAGUCGAGAGAGCAGCAUGAUGAUGGUAGUAGUGAAAACAAAUGUUCAAGCCAAGGUAGUAAAGGAAACAACAAAUGCUUGAGGAAAAAUCGUCGAGGAAGGAAACCUCACAAGUUUGUUAAACUAACCAAUCAAAAGGCCAAUGCUUCAGAUCAGAUACCGGAGUAUCAAAGAGGGUUUUCUGGAGAAGGUAGUAGCAAGGGUCAUCGUAGACUCUAUAAUCAGCGAAUGCUAGCAAAACGUGGUAUGACUUCGAAGAAGCUAAAUGAGGAAGGGCAUAAAUUUUAUAGUUUGCAGGAUCAGCCAUCUGAGGAUGAUGAUGUUACAUGGUCAGGAGGAGAUCCUGUUGCGUCCAGAGGUACUGACUUGUCUGCCACAGAUUCCUAUCCUCGAAAUAAACAGAAGCUGGGAAGCGAAGUUGCUAGAAAGAAUAAGACUUUAGUUAAGAGUAAAAGAGCUCAAAGUCGUUCGUUUAGAGACCGCAUGAGAGAAAAGGAGGAGGGGUCACUUAAGGGAGUUCAUGUAAACACUCUCCGAGUGAAGAAGACCCUUGCUUCGAUUCAAAAAGAUAAGUUUAAGAAUUUAUGCUUAGAGGCCGUAGAGGUUUCAGAUGCAUCUCCUCGUGCAACUAAUAUGAGAAAGUUGUCACCACCAUUUGUACCAAAUGCCUGUAGGAGACUAUCUAUGCCUGUGGAGCUAAAGAAAGCUCGGUUGGAUUUCUCGGAGGAAGAUGAUGAAGAAGAAUUAGGGAAAUGGGAAUCUAAAAUGACUCAAGAACGUGAGCUGUCAGAUGAUGAUUAUGUCUCUGGUGAUAAUGGAGGAAUACUGAGAUCACAUCCUUCAUCUAGUGGUUACGAUGACUAUAAUGAUGAUGACGAAGAAAAUAGUGAAGAGGAAGAAGAUAAUAACAAAAGAGCUCAUGCGUUGGACAAAACCGAUGAUACUGGUGCUGAGUUCGACCAGUUAGACAGUCCACCAUCUAAUGAAGUCAUACCUAGUGAGCGAGAAAUGUAUUACUCGAAAGAAGUUGGGAACAUGAUUUACGGGCAGACCUCUUACAAGGAGGAUGUGAGGUUUGAUUCUGAAGUAGGACAAGGAAUAAGCUUAUUUGUAGAGGUUGAUACUAUUCCCAUUCCAGGACCUCCAGGAUCAUUUUUACCAAGCCCUCGUGAUAUGGGUUUCGAUGAGAAUCUUGGGAACUCGUCGGUUAUCACAAGCCAAAUCCAAUCUUCCAUGGAUCAGCUUGACAGAAACUCCUCUGAAUCACCUGUUUCCGCAGUUUCAAACUUUGCACCUGGUAGAUUGAAUUUUCCUGCGGAGUUAUCUUCUUCUAUCCAAGAAAGUUUCUCUCCGGACAUUCCUGUGUCCUCCUCCUACUCAACAGCCCCAAUGAGCUUUUGUGUUCCAUCUCAUCAUGGAACAACAACCGAGGCUGAGCAAGUUACCGUUGACAAGACAACAACACCUUCAAGAUUUAGAAACAGUGAACAUGAGUCUUGUUGUUGCCAAAGAAAAGAAAGAAUCUACGAGGGCAUUACUUUCAAUCAUCAAGCAUCUCAUCUACUGCAGCGUAGAGCAGCUUCUUCGUCAAUUGCCAUGAACUUAACAAAAUCACCCACACGCGUGGAUCAAAACCAUCCAUUUGAGCAGUCUCCAUACAAGAUCCAACAAGAUUCGGAUCUUCAGAGUAAGUUCUCCAGCAGAACGAAUCUCAACGCGGCUGUGCCUCCAAGUCCUUCUAACCCGGUUUUACGGUUAAUGGGAAAAGACUUGAUGGUCAUGAACCAAGGAGAAACAGAUCAAGAAGCAUCACAACAGUCUAGCUUAACACCAACCCCACCUCAGUUUCUUGAUCCUCCUUGCGCUGGAGCUGGCUUACACUUCAACACAGGUCUCUAUAUAAGAAACAAUUUCGAGUCAACACAUCAACCACAAGCCCAACCACAAGCUUCAGCAUUCAGAAACAAUUUUGAUCAUGUAAGGUACUUUUCUCCGAGCUAGUCACCGUAAAGUUUCGACCUUUCCGAGUGUCCCUACGGCAGACAUUUACUAUGCUUCCAUCUCUUUCUGCAGAGAGACUUUGUGUAGUUUACUGUUUACUUAAAGAAAAAAAAGCAAAACACUUGAAAAUAACAAAACACUCUGUAGUCUAGAUUAAGUAACUUUUUAUGUAGGCUUUCAUUGCCACCAAAGUUGUCCAAAACACUCUUUUAAAAAGUUAUAAACUUAUAGUUUAUCUUUUUA